Molecule: messenger RNA, 4351 nt
Organism: Trichomycterus rosablanca
Lineage: Eukaryota; Metazoa; Chordata; Actinopteri; Siluriformes; Trichomycteridae
Gene: ehmt1a
Product: euchromatic histone-lysine N-methyltransferase 1a
Exons: 24
Coding region: 141-3329 (1062 amino acids)
Biological process (GO): peptidyl-lysine dimethylation; negative regulation of transcription by RNA polymerase II
Cellular component (GO): chromatin; nucleus
Molecular function (GO): p53 binding; histone H3K9 methyltransferase activity; zinc ion binding
Source: RefSeq, a predicted model, not a curated record
GUCAGAGGAAGUGAGGAACAGCCUGUAAACUUUAUCUUUUUUAAUCGUUUUUAUACAACAUGAAGCUUAUUAAACAUUAACAGAUGUUAUGUCUGAGCCAUCCUGAACAGUUUUGGUAGAUCUCUGAAGGGUCGACGUUUAUGAAAGCCAUGGCCAAAUCUAAAAAACCUGUUGUGGACAAUCCUGGUAAUCAUUCUAAGCGAGGUAGGAAACCCAAGACAAAAGCUGGUGGCUUAGAAUCCAAAGGGCAGCAGACAGGCACUGAAAAAAGCCUUUCUUCGCUUCCUGAACAGACUUCAUCAAAAGCGACUUCCCCUCACAGUGAUGUCUCAAGUAGCAAGAAAUCUGUUCAAGCUUCACAAAAGCCUCAGAGGACUCCGAGUUCAGGCCAGGAUUCUUCAACGAAUCAGGCAGUUAAAACCCUUCAGAGAUCAUCCAGGGCAGGAGACUCUGGAGAAACAAAAUUAGACAAAACUGCCUCAAAAAGCUCAGAGGAAACGAGCACAGGUUCCACUCUGGUUCAGUCACGUUUGGCAUGGAAAACAAUGGCCCAACCUGCUCCUGUUUCAGAUGCACUUAAGAUCCCACCUGCUGAACACGGAGCUUCAGGGAAAACCAUGAAGCUUUCAUCAGCUCCGCAGUUAAAGCUACCUCAAAAACCUAAACCAAGCAGUCCAGCAAAGCAACAAGCAGUAGGAAAGAAGAGGAAGAGGAAAAUGGGCUUGUACAGUUUUGUCCCCAAAAAGAAAACCAAAGGAUCAGCUAAACAAAAUCCCACGGUACUCACUUCAGGCAAACAGAAAGAGUUUUUGCGCAAGGUCAGAGGAGUACAGCUUCCAUUAGAGAAAGCAUUCAAACCCAGAAUGAAUGUGGACGGUGAAGAGAAGCAGAACAUCAAAACUGAAGGAGAUGCAGCUGCUACUCAGAAACAGAACGAAAAUCUAAAAGCUCCAGAAAACAUGUGUGAAGAAUAUACAGAACUGCCUCUGCACACACUGGCCCAGGAGAGUGUGCUUACAGCUAUUCACACAGGUUUACCCGAGAAUAAGGAGAAUAUGGAGGCGGAUGAGAUGCUGGAGCCACCACUGUGCUGCUGCCGCAUGGAGACACCCCGGAACCAGGAUGUAGUAACACUGGCAGAGGGAAAGUGCAUGGCUGUGGAAAGUGUAGAUGGGGAGGUAAGCUUAUGCCGAAAACCAAUCCAGAAGCAGGAGAUGAUGCGACCGUCUUUGCGGAUACCGCUGCAGGUGCUGUGUGAGGAUCAUCGAGCUGGCAUGGUCAAACACCAUAGCUGCCCGGGCUGUGGUGUGUUCUGCAGAGCUGGAACGUUCAUGGAAUGCCAACUGGACAGGCACAUCUCUCAUCGGUUCCACCGGAGCUGUGCAUCAACCAUUCGUGGUCAGCUCUUCUGCCCUCAUUGUGGUGAGGAGGCCAGCCAAGCUAAAGAGGUCACCAUUCCUAAAUCCAGCGCUGUUACUGCUGUGCCCACACUAACCACGUCUGCUCAGCCUAAUGACAAGAAAAACCUUGUUUCAGCAGAGAAACCAGAAUCAGACCCCCCUUCUCCCGGGAAAGCUGCUGCAGAGUCACAGGAAACAGUCUUAGGAGCUCUAGAGGAUGGAACAUGUAAAAAGUCAAAGUUUUCUCCGAAGCAGCUCUACUUCUCAGCUAAAAGAGGUGACCUUCAGCAAGUCAUGCAGAUACUGAUGGAAGGAGCGGAUCCAAAUUUGCAGACGGAGAGUGAGAAAAGAUGCACUCCUCUCCACACUGCUGCUGUCGAGGGCCAUAAAGAGAUCUGUCACAUUCUAGUUCAGGCGGGAGCAAAUCUGGAUGUGUGUGAUGAUCAACAGCGGACUCCUCUGAUGGACGCCUGUGAGAAUAAUCACAUGGAGACGGUGAAGUACCUGCUAAAGGCUGGAGCUUCCACAUCACACAAAGAUAUAAGGGGCUCUACGUGCCUUCACAUGGUGACUCGAGGAGGCCACAUAGGCGUUCUACAGCAUCUUCUCUCCUCUGCCCCUGUAGACAUUAACUGUAAGGAUGAUGGUGGGUGGACCCCAAUCACAUGGGCAACAGAAAACAUGCACAUAGAGCAGGUUAAACUGUUGAUUGCCAAGGGUGCCGAUAUCCAUAUGAGAGACAAGGAGGAGAAUAUCUGUCUGCACUGGGCAGCGUUUGCAGGAUGUGAUAAUAUUGCUCAGCUUUUGCUGGAGAACAGAUCAGACCUGCAUGCCGUAAAUGUACACGGAGACUCACCUCUGCACAUCGCUGUCAGACAAAACCAGCUAGACUGUGUCAUGCUCUUUCUGUCCCGAGGAGCAGACGUAAACGUGAAGAAUAAGGACGGUGAGACUCCUUUGGACUGCUGUAGUGUAAACUCCAAGGUGUGGACCAUCCUGAACACCAGCAAGAGGUUGGCCGAUGCCCGCAGAGGGAGAGACAGCCAGGGGGAAAGGCUUCUCUGCAGGGAUUUGUCUCAUGGGUACGAGGAAGUCCCAGUGACCUGUGUGAAUGGCGUGGACCAAGCAGCCUGCCCAAAUGACUUCAAAUACGUUCUUGAGAACUGUUUUACAGCCCAGUUUAACAUAGAUGAAAAUAUUACCCACUUACAGCACUGCACGUGUAAAGAUGACUGCUCUUCCAGUAAUUGCAUUUGUGGGCAGCUCAGCAUGCGCUGUUGGUACGACAGGGAAGGACAUCUGCUGAAGGACUUUUGUAGAGAGGACCCGCCCUUCCUUUUUGAAUGUAACCACGCCUGUUUGUGCUGGAGAACGUGCCGAAACCGAGUGGUACAGAACCGAAUGAGGGUACGGCUUCAAGUCUUCCGAACUGCCAAAAUGGGCUGGGGUGUAAGAGCACUGCAGGAUAUCCCUGAAGGAUCCUUCAUCUGCGAGUUUGCUGGUGAGAUUAUUUCAGAUGGAGAAGCAAAUGUAAGACAAAAUGACUCGUACCUGUUCAACCUGGACAACAAGGUUGGUGAGAUGUACUGCAUCGAUGCCCAGUUUUAUGGCAACGUCGGUAGGUUUAUGAACCACCUGUGUGAGCCCAAUCUGUUUCCUGUGCGGGUGUUCACCAAACACCAGGACCUGCGCUUCCCUCGUGUCGCUCUGUUCUCCUGCAAACCCAUACGGGCAGGAGAUGAGCUCGGGUUUGAUUAUGGAGAUCAGUACUGGAAGAUAAAGAGGAAGUAUUUCAGCUGUCAGUGUGGUUCUCCCAAGUGUAGGCACUCUGAUUUAGAUCAAGGCCAUACGGACAGCUCUGCCCAAACGCCCACUGUCCGGAGCUCUGCUCAGGUAGCCAGCACUGCAAGAACAGCCAGCCAACCCUGAAAACUGCCAGUACAUCCCUAAAUUACUCGCUGGACUCACUUACACCUCAGAGACUAUUUUACAAAGUGUAGUUAGUAACUGUUCAUUUUCACCUCAUCCUUGUAUUUUAAUUUUACUAUUUUACCUUGUUUUUUAGCGUAUACAAAACCAACAUUUUAAGACUCAUUUUAAAGAUUUUAUUUUAUUUUUUUAAUACCACAAGUAACUCAUUUUGUUUUUAGCAUGAAUGAUUGUUUGACAGAAUAAAAAGAAGACAUGUUAGUGUUAGAAGCCUAACAUUUAUCAUUUAUCAUGAAACAUGAGUUUUUUAUAUUGUAACUAACCGCAGCUCUGCUAACCAAAGCCUGAUCACAGUGAUAAUGCCUUCACAUUAGAAGUGAGAAACUGUAAUUACUACCAUCCACCGAGGCAAUUUUAUCCAUUUCUAAAUGGAACUUUUCAGUUAGCUUUUGGAAACUAUUUUUCCCCCUUUGUCUCCAUCCCCAAUCUAGUCAUUUCCAAUUCUUCAUUGUGAAUGUCCAAUCUGCAGCCACUUCUUAUCACCUGCCAGUGUUGGGUUCCCAUGGAGAGCCACACUAAGCCCCCUCUUCCCCCAUUGCAUAUUUAUGAGGCAUUUUAAAAUGUGUUUGGUUCUGCUUUAAUAAGUCUUAGUUCCCAUCCACUUUUAGACCCACUUUUCUGUGAGAUUAUCUUAGACUAAAUCUGCCACUGCAUACAUGAACACGACUUUAAUAUUGUAGUACAUUUUUAUAUUUAAAAUUUUAGUUUGGAAAUAAUUGUUAAUAAUAAAUAUGACCACCAACUUUGUUUUAAAUACUAGGAAAAACCUUUAAUGGAUAAUCUGUAAUAUGUGCUAAUGCUAUAUGAGGUUUGAUUAAUACUACAACCACAUUUCUACUCUGUAAAUGAAGUGUCAGAUCAUAUUUGCUUUUGGUUCGUCAUCAGCCCAAGUUUCUUUACAUAAGCACAUAAAUGUGAUUAAAAGAACUGCUAAACCAAAUUAGUUUUCAGGAUAUAAUUAA